Molecule: messenger RNA, 1554 nt
Organism: Poeciliopsis prolifica (blackstripe livebearer)
Lineage: Eukaryota; Metazoa; Chordata; Actinopteri; Cyprinodontiformes; Poeciliidae
Gene: pinx1
Product: PIN2 (TERF1) interacting telomerase inhibitor 1
Exons: 7
Coding region: 49-1143 (364 amino acids)
Biological process (GO): regulation of ribosome biogenesis
Cellular component (GO): nucleolus
Molecular function (GO): nucleic acid binding; telomerase inhibitor activity
Source: RefSeq, a predicted model, not a curated record
GCAUAUUUCUGGGAGCCUUCCUUUGCGUCAUCUGUGAAAGGACCCAGGAUGUCCAUGCUCGCCGAGCCCCGCAAGAAACAGAAGUGGUCUGUAGACCCUAGGAACAGCGCCUGGAGCAAUGAUGACAACAAAUUUGGCCAGAAAAUGCUGGAGCAAAUGGGCUGGUCCAAGGGCAAAGGACUGGGGAGGAGUGAGCAGGGAUCGACAGAUCACAUAAAAGUAAAAGUUAAGAACAACAAACAUGGCCUUGGAACAAAUGCCAGCCAUGAGGAUAAUUGGAUAGCUCACCAGGAUGAAUUCAAUGAGCUUCUGGCUCAGCUGAACGACCACCAUGGCCAAAACACAAGUAACGAAGUUCCUCCAGAUGAGAUGAAGAGCUUCAGUCUGGAAGAAAAAUCUAAGACUUCUAAAAAGAGGGUUCAUUACACCAAAUUCACAAAAGGCAAGGACUUAUCUUCCCGUAGUGAAACAGAUCUUAACUGCAUCUUUGGGAAGAGGACCAAGUCUACCAAAAACCAAGAACAGGGGAGGAGCAGGAGCGAGUCUCCAGUUGAAUCAGAGGAAAAUGGGACUAACGCUUCUUCUGAACUUGAUACUGAAUCAAUAACCAAGACUGUGACUAGUUCCCUGAGCAUGCAGGAGUAUUUUGCGCAGCGCAUGGCACAGCUGAAGAAGGCUCGUGGCUCUGAAGGUGCAGCAUCUUCUGUCAAAGCAGAGACUACCGAAACAUCAAACCCUGCUGAAGAGAUCAGACCAGUCCAUAGCAACAACAAUGAUGCUGAAGAGCCCAAGAAAAAGAAGAGCAAAAAGGUAGAACAGGAGCUAGUGGACAUAGAAGAGAAGUGCAGUGCCCCCAUUGUACCAGAAGAAAAAGAAAAGGAGAAAGUGUGCUCAAGAAAGAAAAAGAAGAGGAAAACUGCAGAAAUUGUUGAUGAAAAUGAAAACUCUAACUCUGCCAGUGUUUUGGAGAUAAACUGUGAAAAACGAAGUCUCUCAAAGAAGAAAAAAUCUAAACGCAUAGAGAAGCAGCUUAAAAAUGUUCAUGAGAGCGAGGAGGACCACAGUGCAGUAAAGGAAUGUGAAGAGGAACCGGCUACUAAAAAAUCCAAGAAGAAGAAAAGGAAGAGAGAAAAUCAAGAAUAGGGUGGAGUUUAGGUUUUGGUUAAAAGAAACCUUUUACUUCACUUCUAUUCUUGUCUUAAUUCCCACCUUUUUAAAUACAUUUGUAAACAAAUAAAAUCUUUAUUACAUGAACAACAGAUGCCUUAGCAGCUGGCUUACAUGAAAUGAGCUCUUCCUGAUUCUUGUAUCUCCUGAGUCAUUAAAUAAGAUUCAGGGAGUAAAAAAAAAGGUGUUUCAUUAUUUUACUAUUUGCAUGGAUUACUAUUUAUGUACAGAAAACUCCAUAUUCUCCAUGUCGCCCAGUUUAUCACUCGUUUCAAAAACAAAGUGGUAAUCAAAGUGAUACAUGACAUCUGAUGGCAUAAUGGGGCUUUUAAAACGAGUCAUCCUUUGAAAUGUCGCCUUUUUUCUAAAUAAAUAAGGUCACACACA